GACGAGGGGAAAGCGCGUCCCGGGGAGAACGGGUAGCGGGUGCCUCUCGAAGGAAGGGGGCAAGAGUAAGGGAGGUUUCAUCCGAGUUGCGGAAGAUGGCGCAUUCCGUGGUCGAGCGGCCGCAUCGACGGCAGACGGUAAAGCACGGAGAAAUGGCGACAGACUGAGAGGCACUUCAGGGGCCACGGCCCGGCAACCAUAGCCGUUCUUCAGCCACGGGAGUCAUGACACACGCCCUGGCGGCGUGUGGUCGCCUAUGGUGCUGGUGCCCGGUGGUGCAUGCCGGAUGAGCCUGGUGAAGGUGGUGGUGCUGGGCGCGCCGGCGGUGGGCAAGACGUCCAUCAUCCACCAGUUCGUGUGGAGCGAGUUCAGCGAGACAUACGUGCCCACCGAGAGCCGACGCACUUACCACCCGUCGGUGGUGGUGAACGGACGUCUCUACGACUUGCAGGUGACGGACCUUCCCGUGGUGCCGUACUUCCCGGCCAACUCGUUCUACGAGUGGAGCGACUUCCGCUACUGCGGCCUGCGCAGCGCGUCCGCCUACGUCCUCGUGUUCGACCUGAACGCGCCGGAGACCUUCCAGUACGUGAAGAACAUGCGCGAGCAGAUCUUCGAGUCGCGCAACAUGCAGGGCGUGCCCGUCUUCGUGGUCGGCAACAAGCACGACCUGGGCGAGCCCCGCGAGCACCGCGAGGUCGCCGGCCUCGUCAAGAAGCACUGGCGGUGCGGCUACGUCGAGUGCUCGGCCAAGUACAACUGGCACGUGGGUCUGCUCUUCCGAGAGAUCGUGAGAGCCCUGGACGACGGGGGAGGACUCGGUGCGCGUGGAGCCGGCGACCAGGGUCGAAGGGACCGCUGUCGCAUCCUAUGACGCCGGCGGUCGGCGUCGGUGUGAACGAGGAGGCACUGCCUGCAUGCCACAAAGAGCCUUCGCUGCGAUCGAUGACUGGAACUCGGAGACACGGAUCAGUUUUCUUUCCGUAAAGUCGUAGUCAAGACGGCGAAGUGUUCCUGAAUUUCUGUCGCAGAUGAAGCAUCAGUGACUAAUAUAACUAGGAGGUAUAGCGAGCACGAACAAGUGUCUGAUCUUCCUGUUUAUGAGUGGAGAAAGAAAGGAAGCACCUUGAAGGGAGAAUUUUCAGCAUUACGUGUGCCCUGCCUUGGUGGGCUGGACUACCUUCUUUGCGAAGAUGCGACGUCAUCGCGGGCACGUCCCUCCUAUCAGCCAUAACAAAGAGCACUACAGGCACUACUCUGCUCCUGUCAACGUGCUCAGCAGGAAGUGCUGUGAUGUCGAAUUCCUGCACACAGGCAGUCGGUGUACGUGAACACGAUGCUUGUGGACGCAGGCUGGUGCAAGCGUGGUUCGACACUCCAUCCAGCAUUUCAGGUCAGAAAGCCGCGUUAUAUUGAAGCGUGGCUGGCAUCUCGAUGGAAACGAUGAGGGUUUGUAAGUUUUGGUCUCUACAUUACGGUGUUGACGUCAUUAAGACUACACCACCAGUCGGUUUUUACCAUUCCUGUCUCCCUUUUGUGUGCAAUAAUUGAUGUGUCUACUCAUUAUCGCUGUGCAGUAAGGCACUUCACGUUAC
Rhipicephalus sanguineus (brown dog tick) is the source of this 1595-nucleotide messenger RNA. Its product is annotated as ras-like protein family member 10B. The record is from RefSeq and is a predicted model, not a curated record. The transcript has 4 exons. Bases 257 to 874 code for a protein of 205 amino acids. NCBI's taxonomy places the organism in Eukaryota, Metazoa, Arthropoda, Arachnida, Ixodida, Ixodidae. Gene Ontology annotation, molecular function: GTP binding; GTPase activity.